CAGAUCAGAUCCUCCUCCUCCUCUUCCUCCUCUGUGGUUUCAUUCCGUGUCUCUCUCUCUAUCAGCAGCGGUCUGGAUGCUCGCAGGGACAGAAACAUGGCUGUGAAUCUCGCCAAGAACAGACUGGCCCUGCUGACCGCCUACCAGGACGUCAUUGACGAGACCUCGGACACCGACUGGGCCUUGUACACCUAUGAGGAUGAGAGUAAUGACCUGACACUGGCUGCAUCCGGAGGAGGAGGUCUAGCAGAGAUCACACUGACCUUCGACAACAGCAGUGUGAUGUAUGGCUUCUGCAGCCUGAAGGAGCCCACUGCUGCUCUGCCACGAUACAUCCUCAUCAACUGGGUGGGAGAAGAUGUUCCAGAUGCCAGGAAGUGUGCUUGUGCCAGCCACGUUGCCACCAUUGCAGAUUUCUUCCAGGGUGUGGAGGUUACCGUCAAUGCCAGCAGCCUGGAUGACAUAGAUCCCUCAGCCAUUGGUCAGCGGCUAACUAACGGGACAGCAGUGGUGGCAAGCCCAGUUCUGAACCGCCUGAAAACCAGAGAUGAAGAGCACGGAGAUGUGGGCACGGUGUACCAGAAGACUAAUGCAGAGGUGGAGAUGAAGAAAAUCAAUAGAGAGGAGUUUUGGGAACAAGCCAAGCGUGAAGAGGAGAUGAGGAAGGAGGAGGAGCGAAAGAAGGCAGUGGAGGAGCGGCAGCGCUUCGAGGAGGAGCGGAUGGAGCUGGAGAGGAAGGAGCAGGAGAACAGAGAGAGGAGGUACCGUGAGAGAGAGAGGCAGAUCGAGGAGCACAGGAAGAAGAUGCAGGAGGAAGAGGAGGCCAGAGAGAGGCUGCGGAACCAGACCACCAUAGCGUCUGAACCGAGCAUCGAGGACCUGAACCUGGACAAGAAGGAGUCUGAGGUAGAGGAGGCGAAGGCCAUCAUCGCCCAGCGAUCUGGGAACCCUAGAGAGUUUUUCAAGCAGAAGGAGAGAGCAAUGACCAUCAGCGUGGACACCUCACCCGUCUCCAUCCACAGGACCGGCCGCUUGGACAGCCCGUUCUUGAAGCAGCAGCACAGUCCCAGCAGCCCCAGUACAGCCACCCCUCCCCAGGGCGUGUCGCCCCUCCGCACCCCGCCACAUGCACGCAAGCAGCCCUCUGCUGCAGCCGAUGACAAUGAUGAUGAAGUGAGCAUAGAGCGCAACAUGGCCGCCAUUUCGCCCAUUCCUAAAAUAGUCACUACGCCAAUCAAAGAGGACUUUAACAGGGAGGAGGAAGACCACAGAGAAGAUGAGUGGGAUUCGGUGCCAAAGGAGGAACAGAAACGGCCCGUCCAGGAGUCGACGUCCACCAAGCCUGUGCAGAGCGUCGCGCCGCAGGCCCGUGAACCCUCCGGUGUUUCUGCAUGGGACUCCGGGACAGACAACCUGGUUGACCUGUGGGACAGCAGCUCUGCCCCCACUGUCAACCCCAUCCCCUCCACCCAUUCAUCCAAUCUAGUUGACCUGAUGGGAGACGGUGACGUUCUCCAUGACGACGUCCCACCCAGCAUUGCUGCCGGUAGCGGCAGACCUCAGCCCCUUCUCAGCUUUGACGAGAUGAUGGAUGGGAGUUUCUGCUCGGGCACCAGCGCCGAAGACGACCCCACCAGUCUGGUAGAUGUGACGGGGUCCGACCAGAUGACCCUCAGCUACCAGCAUGCGCUGCAGCACGCUUCUGGGGAGGGGCGGGAUUCGGAUGAUGGGCAGCUGCUGAUGACCAAUGGGGAGACGCUGCUGAAAGAGGGAACUCAGGCAAGUGAGGGCUAUUUCAGCCAAUCACAGGAGGAAGAAUUUGGCCAAUCAGAGGAGUCAUCAGCUAAGCCAGCGCCUGUGUUUUAUAACAAGCCUCCAGAGAUUGACAUCACGUGCUGGGACACGGAUCCUGUGGUUGACGAGGACGAUGACUAACCUGCUGCUCUGACAUCACAGUUGUACCCGGAGGAAGUAGGAACCGAGCUUCAUGAAGAAACAGAUUUCUUUCUUUUCUAAAAAAGAGCAAACAAACAAAAAAAAA
This is a messenger RNA of Poecilia latipinna (sailfin molly), 2041 nucleotides long. It is a transcript of the gene dbn1, whose product is annotated as drebrin 1. The coding region runs from base 97 to 1935 and encodes 612 amino acids. Gene Ontology annotation, biological process: neuron projection morphogenesis; positive regulation of axon extension; positive regulation of dendritic spine morphogenesis. The record is from RefSeq and is a predicted model, not a curated record. NCBI's taxonomy places the organism in Eukaryota, Metazoa, Chordata, Actinopteri, Cyprinodontiformes, Poeciliidae. Gene Ontology annotation, molecular function: actin filament binding. The transcript has 15 exons. Gene Ontology annotation, cellular component: lamellipodium; dendrite; site of polarized growth.